AUGGCCUCACUAUCCACUCUCGCUGAAGACAUCAUGCAUGGCAUAUGCGAAUACCUCACGCCCCGCGACAUUUUCCAACUCACCCUCACUCAGAAACGCUUUGCAACGUCAUUUGAGCGAAGUCUCCUGCUGCACCGCGAUUUAGCAUCGCAAACAUACACCGCGAUGCUAGCAGCCAUUAUCAGAAAUGAAGUAGACCGGGUCGAGGAACUCUUACAACUCGGCUACGAAGCUAAGUUUGCCUGUUCAAGGUCUUUGCUUGCCUGCCCGGCCGACUUUGACUUCCCAGUCAACAAUCUGAUGCUUCAAGCGCCGUCAAACGUUGCCAUUAGAAGGCAGGGUCUGGCUGCGCUCGUGAUUGAGCGCCUGUAUCGUCCCGCGUGCGAUACGCACAAGAUCUGGAUAAACUACUCCGUCCUGGCCCACGCCAUCUUAGAAGACCAGGUCGAAACCGUCAGACUCCUUCACAAGUACGGCGCAGAUUUGGAAAAGCCGCUGCUGCAGGUCUUUGCGUUCCGUGGCAUGCCAGCGGAUGUUGAUCACCACAUCAGUGUCCUGCACCUGGCGAGCAGCAGUGCCAUGAUCGAGACACUCUUAGAGCUUGCCCCGAACAUUCCCAUCGACAAGGACAGAUUCAUGCGCACAGAACCGUUGCUUCUCUGGCAUGUCGAGAGAGGCACAGAUGUCAGAGGCCUCCGGCGACUGUUGGAAGCUGGCGCUCAUGUCGACGGGGCACGUCCGGCGACACAGCGGAUCGGCUUUUGCCAGUGCGAACAGGAGGACACCUUGCACGUCUUUCUAGAUCACAAAUCACCGCUCGAGGCCGCCAUAUGGAACCUGGACCGGGAUGCCGUUGAGCUUUUGCUAGAGCACGGGGCGUCGACGGUGUACCCGCCCAAUGACACCGGCGAAGCGACUUGUCUACACGAAGCGAUAAGAAUCUUCCUCCUGGAGCACAAGCCGGAGGAUCUAGAGGUCAGCUUGCAGAUAUUUCGCCUCCUGCUAGACCACGGGUUCGACGUCAACCACGAAUACAUCGAGUGGGCGGGGUGGACACCUGAGGGUACGCGCCUCCAGCCAACAGGAACCAGAAUCAACCUGGUGGUGGACAGCCUCAUCUACUACGCAUCCACCGAAAUGUUCCAGCUUCUCCUCGACGCCGGAGCAGAUCCAUUCAACGCGUCGGGUGUGAGGCCAGGAGACAAAAGCUACGUCGUCAUGCUCGGCUUGUCCUCGUCGGUAGCGAGAUUGUAUCCCACGAAUAUGACCGAGCCCGAAAGGGUGUCCCUACAGAGCGCAAAGCUGAAAGCACUAAUCGCCAAGAGAGCAGAGUCAGACCCCAGCGGCCGCGACCGCAGGUUGUUAUUCAUGGCUGCCUUGGAAAUAUCUCGACCGUCGGAACUCCAUCAGGUGUUCAAAGUUCUUCAGAAAGUCUUUGGAUCGUUCGAAGAGGAGCUCAGCCUCCUCGCAGACACCAUGGGCCGAGUGAAAAUGAUCCCAGGAGUCCUUCAAGAGAGCCGACAGAUCAUUGAGUUUCUCAUCCGCUGCAGAGCCCCCGUCAAUCACCCCAAUUCCGAUGGGGAGACGCCUUUACACGUCGCCUACACGCUCUCAAUAGCAAGCCCUUUGCCCAUCGGGGAAACGGACGACCUCCUGGCGUGGGAUGUUGACGAGGAGCAGGGAUUUACGGUAGGCUGGGCUAUCGGAACCAACAACUUCUUUGGCCACGAAACUAUAAACGGCUUCCUCGGCUCGAUAAUUAGUGCUCCGGCGGAGGCAGAGAAGCGGGUACGAAACGCGAACGCAAUUUUUGACGCAUUGAUCCAGGCCGGGGCGGCUCAGAAUUUGCUGAAUGAGAAGGGGGAGACGGCAGCGAUGGUGAUGGCUCAGCAUGACUACCUAGACCAAGCACUGGGUGAGGUAAGCGCGCAUGAUCUCCUAGCGACUAGCGACUUUAUCGCCGAACGCCGGUGCGGAACGGGUGGAGACUUGUCCGUUGCGCCGUUCCGCACAGCCAUAACAGGCUUAGCGGCGCACCCGCCGACCAAAAUAGGGAAGGCUCCUUUCGCUCGCUUAUCCGCUCGAUCUGGGCCCACGUCUGUUACUGCUCUUCACCUUACUUCCACUGCCCUCUGGCGGGCAUCACUGGAUAUUCUUGGCAUUUCUCGCGGGCCCUUGGUCAUAUCUGCAUGUUUCGCAGGACUCAAGGACGUCGCAGUGCAUCUACUGUCUUCUAAUGAACACCUAAGCGAUUUCAACAACCAUCAGUCCCGUCUGCCUGCCGCUGAAAGCUCGGCUUUCACGUGUGACGAGACACGCCCGGAAUGCCUCGCUUGCGUGAAGAAAGGAGUAAAGUGCAGCGGCUACGAGCGUCCCGUGACCUUCAGAGACGUCACCACUCGAGCAGCCGAGUCUUCGAGGAAGUUUGAGGAAGCUAGAUGGGCCGCUCUACGUCUUGAGGAUGAGCGAAGGAAACGACGCCGUAUUGGGUCAAUCGGGGAGCCGUCCCCUGUCGCUCGGGAGUCAUCAACGCCGGAAAACAUUACAGAAAUGCCGGCGAGAGAUGAUACGUUGACAGCUCCGAUUCUGGCACCUAUGUCUCCAUGGCACGCGACGAACGCUGAGGGCUGGCUCGCUGGGUCCUUCACCUUACCGUGGUCACUUUUCGACACAUCUGGUGCUUCUUCCGCGAUUCAAGAUCCGCCUCAACAACAACAGGAGGUAGCCAGACCAAGGGAUACCUCGAGCGGAAUAGAGCAACCUACUACGUUCGAAAAUUCUGCCAACCGGUUGAUGCUGGCAAGUGGAGUACCAAACAGCUCGGCACCGGUAGCGGAAGCCCCGAGCCUAGCUUUGACGACUGGGUGGGACGAGUUCCUCGUCACCGACCGUUCGUCUCCGGGGUCUUCCACGUCCACUUCAUCUCCCCUAGGCGAACCGACGGCAGACUGCCAGCUAUCAAUACCUCUAGAAGAGGUCCUUAUUCAGCACUUCGACAGGAACGUCCUUCCUUUGAUACCAGUUGCUCUCUCCUUUCCGAAUCUCUUCCGCCAGAGUAGCUGUUUCCGAUCAGCGGUCCUAGCUCUGUCCGCCAGCAACAUUAAGCUGACGCAACCUCUUCCCAUCGACCCGCUCGUGCUCCGUCGAGUAUGCGACGACAGCAGCGUCUGGAUCUACUAUGACACAGCGGUCAAAGGCCUCCAAGCUCAACUUCAGAACGUGGAAAACUACCGCGGCGAGGAGCUCGCGGGCGCCGCUUUACUGCUUGCCUACCACGAGCUGGAAGCCGGCACAGCCCUUGGCAUCAGGAAUCACGCUACCGGGCUGGACGCCAUCGCAUCCAAGCUCGACUUUGCCGCGUCGUCCAUCCCCGACCUCUUCAAAGCCUGGCGGAUGCUUCGCUACGAUGUUCGUUUCAUGAUGUUGCCGACGCGAGCGACGUGCAAUGUUGUAGACAAUUACGAUGUCUCGAGUCUACUAGACCCACAGCUCGCAAUUCGUGAUAUAUUAUUCAGGCUACAUGGCCUUCAUGCACGCUACGCGAUGGAGGCUACAUUUAGCCAAGAUACGACCGCAGACGGCGAUAGCGCUUCAGAGAAAGUUGCACUGUGGCUUAUGUCUGUCCUCGGCCGGGAAUCGGAUCGCCGUAAUGUGCGCCUGAAGGACUUUCACAAGGAGAACCUCACACCUGACACGAUAUUGCGGCAGUGCGAUGUGUUUUCGCAUCGGCUGGAUAACUGGCACAAGGGACUCUGCGACCACGAUAUGCCGGUCGUCAAUCUUGGGGCGGAUUCGGAUCUGAUCAGUGGCGCUACUUUUGAGACCUUUGUCACUUACCGUUUCGGUGACACGAGAAAAGCUCUCGAGUACGUGAUUUAUCUCGUGUGUAGGAUGACGUGCAGCUACCUGCGGUCUCUGUUCGACCCGUCUGUGCAGUCUUCGGGCACAGAUGCACUCGCCAAGGUCGUUCUUGGUAUUGUUUGUGGCAUGAACAUGCAACAGCGGCAGCAAUUCACUGUUCUUCGGGUGGAUGUCCUGCUCAGGAUGGCUGCAGGCUUGUCCGAGGGCACAAACUUUAUCACCACCGUUCUCGACUAUCUGCUUCCAAGACUAAUUUCUUCAGGUCUCACUGGUCCUGACAUUGUUGCGUGGGUCUACUUGAAAUCAGCGUUGGAGCUUGAGCUUAGGGAAAGACGGAAGGGCAGAGCAAUCAGGAUGACCAUCGAUGGAGUCGAGGAAGACUGUGAGAUGUGGCAAUUGGUGAACAGGCAUCCCGUCGCUGCGUUUGGGGAUUACAAUGGGAAGGGGUACUUCAGGGAUUGCUAUGUCAUUGAGUGUCUAGGCUGA
Molecule: messenger RNA, 4347 nt
Organism: Colletotrichum abscissum
Lineage: Eukaryota; Fungi; Ascomycota; Sordariomycetes; Glomerellales; Glomerellaceae
Exons: 4
Coding region: 1-4347 (1448 amino acids)
Biological process (GO): positive regulation of transcription by RNA polymerase II
Cellular component (GO): nucleus
Molecular function (GO): protein binding; transcription cis-regulatory region binding; DNA-binding transcription factor activity, RNA polymerase II-specific
Source: RefSeq, a predicted model, not a curated record